Messenger RNA from Lytechinus variegatus (green sea urchin), 2005 nucleotides. Its product is annotated as UDP-glucuronosyltransferase 2C1-like. Bases 285 to 1886 code for a protein of 533 amino acids. Gene Ontology annotation, molecular function: UDP-glycosyltransferase activity. The record is from RefSeq and is a predicted model, not a curated record. NCBI's taxonomy places the organism in Eukaryota, Metazoa, Echinodermata, Echinoidea, Temnopleuroida, Toxopneustidae. The transcript is spliced from 5 exons.
UGUUUACGUUUAUACCGACUUGAACUUUGUACUUAAACAGUAUUUAAUCGUAUAUUCUUUCUGUGUUUUGUACAUCAUCACCUUCUCCGCCUGGAAACUAAAUAGGCUACGUGCUAUUGCUCGUGUUAAGAAAAAAUGAGGGUUUAUUAAGUCUACAUCAGGAGUCUGCACCUUAGGGUUCUCUAUCUCGCCUAUUAAUCCAAUAUCGGGAACCCAAUGAUCGGGUGAAGGGGGAAUAGGAUAAAGAUUUGUUCUGGCUGCUGAAAACAUAUACACGUGAAACCAUGAAUAUCCAACGAGGUUUAAUGUUGAUGGUUAGCUUGGUUGCUUCCAUCUCACCUUCUUUGGGAGCAAAAAUUCUAUGUGCAAUGUCUUCUGUUAUCAAUACUCCAAGUCAACACAUCGUCAUGUCCGCUGUCACAGAACCUCUGGUUGAAGCAGGUCACCAGGUAGUUCUGCUCGCCCCUAAAAACAAAAUAACGAAAGGCUUGUCCACUGGAGCUGUUACCGACAAGAUCUUCUUCGAAAGCUCCCGGACCAAGGCAGAACACGAGGAGUUCAUGAACAAUCUUACAGGAGUGCAACAUCAACUCAGCCAGAGCAAUCCCAUCGCAGUCUUCCAGCUCUUCAGGCAGCAUUUACAUCUGCUUGGAGAAGGAUGUUCCAACCUCUUCGAAGACCGUGCAACCUUGGACAGCCUCAAGAAGGCGAACUUCGAUCUGAUUCUCACCAUGCCUAUUGUGGGUUGUGAUGCCCUUCUGGCGGAAUACCUUAAAAUCCCUUUCAUUUUGAUUAGCCCAGCAAGACGGUCGUUGGUGGUUACUGAGGAUCACUUUGGAAUUCCAGUCCCUUCGUCCUAUGUUCCCUUCAGUAUCAUCUCAUCCUUCACUCAAUCCGAUAGAAUGCCUUUCAAAGACCGCCUACAGAACAUUCUCAUCCGCUGCGUGGCCCAGCCCCUGAUAGAAUUUAUCACUACUUACCGCCUAAGGGAAAUCAAGAAACAAAUGAACAUCCGUCCAGAUCUUACCCUGCGUCAGCUUAUGGGUCGGGCAGAGUUGGCGUUCGUUUAUUUAAGCUUCGCCUUGGACUACCCUCAGCCCCUUGCACCCAACUGGAUAUCCAUUGGGGGCAUCACGGCUAAGCCUUCUCAGCCACUUACUAAGAAUUUGGAAGAGUUCGUGGAAGGUUCUGGAGAACAUGGAUUUAUUAUUUUCACACUGGGUUCGGCUGUGACGUCACUCCAGAACGAGGGGUUGGCCGAAUCGAUCGCAAAGAUUUUCAGCGAACUGCCGCAGAGGGUGCUGUGGCGAUAUAAAGGAAGAAGGCCUGACAACGUGGGAAAUAAUACACUCAUAUCUGAUUGGCUACCACAGAAUGAUUUGCUAGGCCACCCCAAAGCGAGGAUGAUGAUCUACCACGGCGGAGCGGCGGGUGUUUAUGAAGCAACAACCCACGGCGUCCCUCUCCUCCUCAUGCCGCUGGCAGCUGACCAGAUGGGCAAUGCAGCCAGAGUAGAAGCCAAGGGAUUCGGACGGGCCGUUGAUAAGAAUACUUUAACCGAAGAAGAAUUCAGGGAGGCUGUCAACGAUAUCCUCACCAACCCUAAAUAUCGGACCAACGCAGCACGCGCAUCCGCCAUCAUGAAAGAUCAGCUAGCCUCGCCUCAAGAGACGGUAGUCUACUGGGUCGAACACGUCUUGAAAUUCGGCGGUGGCCAUCUCCGAUCCAGAGCUCUGGAACUCAACUUUCUCCAGCGAGAAUCUAUCGACGUUGUACUCUUUUUAUUGUUGGUGUUCUUGAUGGUGAUCUUCACCGUGAGGUGGGUCGUGUGCAGCUGCUGUUGCCGGUUGUGCGCAAGAAGAAACACAAAAUCAAAGAAAGACUAAGAAUUUCUUGGAUUUAGGCCUAUGAACACAUUUUUUCUUCCUAAAUGAUCUUAAUUGAAGGCAAUAUUUAUACGAACAACUUGGUAUGGGUAAAUUGGUGCUUGGUACACGUUGCUUCA